This is a messenger RNA of Gracilinanus agilis (Agile Gracile Mouse Opossum), 3477 nucleotides long. It is a transcript of the gene TFEB, whose product is annotated as transcription factor EB. The record is from RefSeq and is a predicted model, not a curated record. The transcript is spliced from 7 exons. Gene Ontology annotation, biological process: positive regulation of DNA-templated transcription; regulation of transcription by RNA polymerase II; humoral immune response. Gene Ontology annotation, molecular function: RNA polymerase II cis-regulatory region sequence-specific DNA binding; protein dimerization activity; DNA-binding transcription factor activity, RNA polymerase II-specific. The coding region runs from base 1114 to 2550 and encodes 478 amino acids. Gene Ontology annotation, cellular component: nucleus. Lineage: Eukaryota; Metazoa; Chordata; Mammalia; Didelphimorphia; Didelphidae.
CUGUGUGACUGUGGCCAAGUCACUUAGUCAUUCUGUGCCUCAGUUUCCUCAUCUGUUAUAUGGGGACAAUAACAACACUUACCUCCUAAGGCUAUUGUGAGGAUGACAUGAGAUCAUAUUUAUAAAGCACUUAACCAUUCUAAAAAGCCUCUAUCAAUGCUAUUGAUAUUCCUAGCACCUGGUUCAGUGCUCAGCACACAUUAAGUAUUUUAUAAAUGUUUGUUCAGUUGAACCAAAUUGCCUAGGUUGUCUUUCCUGAUUGAUUUGUUUAAAUGAAACCUUUUACAGCUUCAAGAAGGAAUGGUGGCUAGCCCCUCGGGCCAGGUUAAAUAUUAGUCCCUUUUAAGCACUCUGGUGCGUUCAUGUUCAUAAUGUGCUUUGUGGUAGUAGGCAGAGAAAUGAGCUGGAAGGGACCUCAGGGGUCAUCCUUUCCAAGCCCUUAUUUUAUGGAAGAGGAAACAGAAACCAGAGGUAGUAAUAGAGCCAAGAUCAUGCAGAGGGAGACUUGAACUCAGGACCUCUCAUUCUAGCUCUACUGCUCUUUCCAUUAGACCAUAUUGCCUCCUCUUGACUGCUGAACUUAGAAUUGGAAAGGGCAAGUUCUGGGGCAGCUUGAUGGUGCUUUGGAUAGGGAUGGACUUGGAUUCAAGAGGUCCUGAAUUUGAAUCCAACCUUAGACAUUUACUCUCUAUGUGACCCUGGAUCAGUCAAUUAGAAUUUGUUAAGUGGAUCUGUUUUUUCAUCUGUAAAAGGAGAAUUCCUAGAGGGUAGCUAGGUGGCUCAGUGAAUAGAGCACCAGGCCUGGAAUUGGGAAGACCUGGGUUCAAAUCUUAACCCCUUCUUACCUAACCUUCACUGCUCUUGCCUUAGAACCAAUACACAGGAUUGAUUCUAAGACAGAAGAUAAGGGUCUUAAAAAAAAAAAAAAAAAAAAGAGGAUUCAGAAGGCUACUCUGAGACCCUAAUGAGGGAGUGUCAGUAAAGUACAAUGUAAAGCCCUCUUUAAAUGAGAAUUAUUUUGGUGUUGCCUGUUAGGGUAAGCAUGAGCUCCAGUGGUCCUUUGCUUCUCCCACAGAGAUCCAGCUUGCCUUCAGGCUCCUCCAGCCAGCCGCCAUGGCAUCCCGAAUCGGCCUUCGGAUGCAGCUCAUGAGGGAGCAGGCCCAGCAGGAGGAACAGCGGGAGCGGAUGCAACAGCAGGCUGUGAUGCACUACAUGCAGCAGCAGCAGCAGCAGCAACAGCAGCAGCUACCAGGGCCUCCCACCCCAGCCAUCAACACACCAGUCCACUUCCAGCCCCCACCUCCCGUGCCAGGAGAAAUCCUGAAGGUGCAGUCAUACCUGGAGAAUCCCACCUCCUACCAUCUGCAACAGUCACGAGACCAGAAGGUGCGGGAAUAUUUGUCGGAGACCUACGGGAACAAGUUUGCUGCUCACAUCAGCCCUGCCCAGAGCUCCCCAAAGCCACCCCCGGCUGCUUCUCCAGGAGUCCGGGCCGGCCACGUGCUCUCUUCCUCUGCGGGCAACAGUGCCCCCAACAGCCCUAUGGCCAUGCUCAAUAUUGGCUCGAAUCCAGAGCGGGAGGUAAGUCAGGCUACAUGCUACUCCCAUGAACUGAUUGACUGCCAGGGAGGUUCUCACCCAGGUCUUUCUUUUAUUCCACAGCUGCCUUUGUCCAGCAGCCACCUGACAGUAUACAGUGGAGACCCCCAAGUCACAGCCUCCCUCAUAGGUGUCACUAGCAGCUCCUGCCCUGCUGACUUGGCCCAGAAGAGAGAGCUCACAGAUGCUGAGAGCCGGGCCUUGGCCAAGGAACGUCAGAAGAAAGACAAUCACAACCUUAUCGAAAGAAGACGAAGAUUCAACAUCAACGACCGAAUCAAAGAGCUGGGCAUGCUGAUUCCCAAGGCCAAUGACCUGGAUGUGCGCUGGAACAAGGGAACCAUCCUGAAGGCCUCAGUGGAUUAUAUUCGUCGGAUGCAGAAGGAUCUGCAGAAGUCCAGGGACCUGGAGAACCAUUCACGGCGCCUGGAGAUGACAAACAAGCAGUUGUGGCUUCGCAUACAGGAGCUGGAGAUGCAGGCCAGAGUCCAUGGCUUACCCACAGCUUCUCCCUCUGGAGUUAACAUGGCCGAAUUGGCCCAGCAGGUGGUGAAACAAGAGCUCCCCAGUGAGGAGGGCCUGGGGGAGCCCUUGCUCCCCACGGCUGAGCUCCCCGACCAAGAGCCCUCCCUGACCCUCCCUCCUCAGCCGCCACCCCCACCGCCACCCCCACCCCUGCCACCGCCGCAGUCUCCGUACCAACUGGACUUCAGCCACAGCAUGAGUUUUGGUGGGGGCGAGGGGCCCCAGGGUUUCCCCGACUCCCUGGGGCCUGAGCACGGCUCCCUCUUCCCCUCCUUGUCCAAGAAGGAGCUGGACCAUCUGAUGCUUCUGGACGACACCAUGUUGCCCCUGGCCUCCGAUCCCCUCUUCUCUACCAUGUCACCUGAGGCCUCCAAGGCCAGCAGCCGGCGAAGCAGCUUCAGCAUGGAGGAAGGGGACAUGCUGUGACCCCAGCCACCCCCUCCCACCCCCCAGAGCUGGGGAGGAGGGACAAGGCCCCGGGGGCUGGGAGUUAGGGAUGCGUGAUGGGCCGUCAUCCCUUCCUCUCACCUCCCUCCAAUCUGCACUCGUGUGUGAUUAGCGACCUGUGUGGACACUGGCUCCCCCACUCCUGCCUCCCCUUCUCUUCCUAACCCUGCUCCCACCUCUAGGCCUCCCAGCCCAGCCAGGACCCUGACAUGCAGGACGUGCUUCAAGGGACUGGGAGCUGGAACUCUCACGGGGUGCCAGAGGUCUCCUGGGGUUCCAGCCUUGCUCAGCCCGGGCCUUGGGCCCCCGGGACCCCAUAGUUCCCCACAGCCCUCCUUCCUGCCCCCUCUCUGGGGACGGAGUGGGCAGCAGUGGACAGAGAGGCCUGAAGGGCUAGCUCUUGGAUGGGGUCUAGUGUGGGAGAAGAGGCCCAGCUUAUGCCAGGGGGCAGCAGACUGAGUGUCCUGGAGGGGCUUCCGGCUCCUACCUGCGCCCUUUCCCCCUAGCCUGCCCUAGGGGGAAUGAGCCUAUAGAGAGGGACAAGAGCAGAAGCAUCUUCCAGGAGGGUCUGGGUUAGGGUGUUCCCGUUCCCCACCCUUAGUCCCCACCAGUUCAGCAAUGCCCUGGCUCCACGGAGAUCAGUGUCUUGGGACCCCAGUAGAGAGGAACAGGAGCCCAGAGCUCCCCUCACCUCUCCCACAGACCUGGAGUGGCCCCCACUUUGGUGCUAACUGCCCCCUUUCCCGGGACCUUGCAAGGGCGGGGCCACACGGGCCAUCCUUGGCUGCACCUUUGCAGGGGCCGCUCCUUCACUGGGGCUGGUGCCAGGGCAGGGGGUGGGGAUGGGGCGAGGGCGCUCUGCCAGGGAGGGCAGCCAGACUCUGGCCUCCCCCGCCUUGUGCCUUA